Molecule: messenger RNA, 1838 nt
Organism: Acyrthosiphon pisum (pea aphid)
Lineage: Eukaryota; Metazoa; Arthropoda; Insecta; Hemiptera; Aphididae
Exons: 4
Coding region: 514-981 (155 amino acids)
Source: RefSeq, a predicted model, not a curated record
UAUUUUUUUUUCAAAUAUUAUUUUAUAAAAAGUUAAAAAAUAGCUUUUUCUAAUUUUUAAUAUAUAUUUACUAUUUUUACACUAAAGGUAUUAAAUAAGGUAUCAAAGCCUGUGAUUUUUCAUGAAGAACCAGUACCAAAUUGUCGGAAAAAACUUAUAUGGCUCGUAUCUAUUUGUAAAAUUAUACCACUGUUUUUCCAAACAUAAUAGAAUUUUUUUAUAUGCAUAAAAAAAGUAUAUUUUACAAUAAUAUGAAUAAUACAUUAAUAAUUUUGCAACUGUAUUCACUUUAGGAAUGUAUGAUUCAAUGAAUUAUUGAAAAAUUUAAAAUGUGUGAAACUACCUUUGGGUUGGAAUUAUAUUCAUGAUCAAAUAGCAGUAACAUAUUUCUUAAUAAAACAUGAAAAUGUUAAUGAAAUAAAAGCUGUGAUCUAUAAACAAAUUGUUAUAUCAUCUGAGUUAACAAUUCAUUUUUAUGUUAAUGACAAAUUAUUGAAAUUAGAAGACUUGAAAAUGAUAAAUUUGGUAUAUCUAUUAAAUGCUUUAAGUAUAGAAAGAGCAGUAAUAGCAUUUUCAGAUUUAAAUAUUUGUGUUGGUGGUCCAAAGUCAACAAACAUUCCAGGUAUAAAAGAUAAUAAUGCUGAACCAAGUUCCAAUAAAGUAUGGCAUCAGUUAGACUGUCCAUAUAUUAUUCCUUCAGGCAAAAAAAGAAGUUUAAACUGUGAAAAGUUACUUGGCAAAUUUCGAUUGAAAAAAUUAAAAAUAAUUUCUGGUAAAAUUACAAAGAAGUACAUAUCUCCAACGCUUACACCAAUAAGAAGAAAAAUGUAUAGUGAUAUACUUUUACAUAAAGUUACUUUAGCAAAAACAAAUAAAAGGUAUCUAUUAUGUAUUCAAAAUCUUCACAAUAAAUUUAGUUCUUCACAAAAUAAAAUUAAGGAAAUUUCAACGGAUUCAAUUAAUAAUAUAAUUAGUCAAUGAUUUAAAUGAACCACAAAAAAAUAUUGUACAAGAAAUUAACAAGGCCAGCCUUGUAAAAAAUCCAAAGAACAGAAAAUACUCGGAAAACUGGAUUUUUUUAUGUAUUCUUUUUCACAUUCGAUCACCAGUGGCCUACAAGUUUUUAAUGCAACAGAAAAUUUUACCUUUACCAUGUCCUCGUACAGUUCGGAGAUAUCUAUCACUCAUGAAGUCACCCGGUGGGUUUGAUGAAGAUUUUUUUAGAUUGUUUAAAAAAAAGUAUCAUUUUUAAGUAAAAACCAAAAACACGGUAUGCUAGUGUUUGAUGAAAUUAUGUUACGUGAAAGUGUAUGCGUAAAUUCAACCACAUUAACCUAUAUGGGUUUGGAGAAUUUUGGCAAUGAAUUGCUACCUAAAAAUGAUACAAACACAAAAGCAAACUAUGGAUUAGUUUUUGCAUUUCAAAGUUUGUCAGCCAAUUUUUUUCAGCCGAUAGGCGUGUUUUUGUCCAAAGGUUCAGUUAAAGGUACAAAUUCAAUAUAAAAAGUUACUGUACGAUAUACAUAAAAUGUGUUGCAAUUUAAAUUAUAAUUUAUAAUCAGUGAUGUUUGCAUAAUUUUUUCUAUAAUAUACGAAAGCAGAAGCUUAAUUUACUUUUGUUACAUAAUUGCAUUCUGUUUGCUAUAUAUGAAGCAGAAAAAAACUCACUCUCUGGUGCUAGGUUUAUGUCAUAUACAAUAUACCCCUUCGGCCUUCGCCCCAAACAACACUGAUUAUAAUGGUGUAUUAUUUAAUUAUGUCUCAUUUUUUUACUAACCUAUUUGAUCAAAUACAUUUAUAAAAUAGGAUGCAUGUUUUAUAGAUUAUAUUAAGUUUGA